AUGUUUUCUCGCUCUCAGAGCAAGAAACAGUCCACCGAAAACGAUUUGAUCGCCGCCAACCGACUUCUUGUGCAACUCAAAAGGGAGUUGAACUUGAACAUCGACCAGCUGGAAGUGACGCAAGAAAACUCUAAACUGGCGCACAAGAGAGCGGACUCGUUGCAAGAAGUCGCGGACAAACACGCGAAAGAUUUACUGGACAGUCGAACGAAAUGCGAGGAGCAAACGAAAACGAUAGAGCAAUUAGCGAACGCGGUGUUGAAGAGAGAGAAAGAGUUGAGCGAGAACAAAAGAGUGUUGAUUUUGCAAGGAGAGGAGUUGAAAGCGGUGGAGAAGCACGCGAAAGAGAUUGAAGAACGUUUGAACGAGAAGGAGAAAGAGAUGAAGAUUAAGGAAGAGAAGAUGCGAGAAGAUUUACAGGAGACGUUUAAAAGAGAACGCGAAGAGAUGGAAAAAAAGGCGGAAGAGGAGAUGAAAUGCGAACGCGAGAAACACGUGAGUCAAGUCGAGAUGUUGCAAAAAGCGUGGAGUCCCCAGAAAGAAGAAGACGAGAGGAAGAAAAGGGAGCGAGAGGAAUUAGAGACGAAAAGAGAAGCUGAAUUAGUGGAAAUGAGGAAGGAAAUCGAGCGGUUGAACUGGGAAUUGAAGAAGAAAUUAGAGGAAAAAUCGGUGAUACAAUCUCCUCCUCCUCCUCCUCCUCAAAACGACUCUUCAAAAGAGGAAGUCGAAAAGUUGCGCAGAACGUGCAAAGAACAAAGCGAAUCGAUUCAGCGAUUAGAGCGAGAAGUCGAGUCUUUAGACGACGUCAUCAACGAGCAAAUAGCUAUGCUCGAGGAGAACGUACGACUCGACGAAAAGGCUGGAAACGAAAACGAUACGAACGAUGCGAAAGAAAAAGAAGAAGAAAAUUCUAAAGGUGAACGAGAACAGCAACAACGCGCGCGAGAGGAGGCUGUUCACGAUGAAACGCGCGCGGUUCUCGAAACAGCCGUUGCGGAGAAAAAUAAACUUCUCGGCCUGAGAGAUAAAGAGAUAUUCACUCUGAAGAGAUCGAUUGAAAACUUGAAGAGAUCCGCCGAAGUGAAGCAGCGUAACUUUGAAGACAAACUGAGCGAAGAAAUAUCGAAACACGAGCUCGAAUUGAUGACGUUGCAGGCACGACUAGAAGCCUCGAGCGCGAGCGCGAAGCAGUAUGCGGAAGCUGAAGCCGAAGCUAAACGUCGCGUGGAAGUUUUAGAGCGACAAAACUCUAAACGCAUCAUAGAGGAAGCGACUUUACGAGAGACGAGCGUGAAGAAGGCGUCUCAACAAAAAGCGCGGCAAGAGCACGACGUGCUUUCGAAACGAGACGUAUCUUUGGCAGCAGUACCAACACCACCAACAGUACCGGCCGUUACGAAGAAAAGAGACGAAAAACAAAGACAAAACGACAACGACGACGACGACGACGAAGAAGAAGACGAAUCAAUCGACGAAAAAACCGAAAUCGCCAACUCUUCGCAGUCCUCCUCGCCGCCCUUUAGAGACGCGAAAAAGGACGUAGCAAACUUGCGCAAAAAAGUCGCCGAGGCGAGGAAGAACGCUAAAUCAGCCGCCAACUCCCCAUCCUCGCCGAACACGAGCGGAAUAGGAAAGUCAUCUCCAAACGCGCAGAAGAAAUCUGAAAUCAGCGCGCUCGGUGAGCGAAGCAUCGUCAAACGCGCCAUAGAGGCGCAAAAAAGGGUCGAGGAAGCCGCCAAAGGUUUAAACAGAAUAAACGAGAGUCAAAAGAGACUUUUUCAUCAUGAAUUCGUUUGA
Molecule: messenger RNA, 1797 nt
Organism: Bathycoccus prasinos
Lineage: Eukaryota; Viridiplantae; Chlorophyta; Mamiellophyceae; Mamiellales; Bathycoccaceae
Exons: 1
Coding region: 1-1797 (598 amino acids)
Source: RefSeq, a predicted model, not a curated record